AACAUUCGUAACCAGAUUUUUAUCGUCCCGUCAAUCCCGAAUCUACGGCAAAGUCGUGUAGAGGUAGAGCCCCCCAUCAAUUAAACGAUUAAUGACCGAACAACAAAUGCUGCUGCAACUGCAAGCAAAAGCACAUGGAAGGGCGAAAUGUUGAAGCUCAAGACCCCAACUCCACCCAAAAACACCGAGUGGUCUGUUGCAUAGGUGAUCUUCAUGGGUACGUGACCAAGCUCCAGAGACUCUGGACAAAUCUUGAAACCCUCAUAGGCCCGUCUGAUUUUGAGUCUGCCCUCGUCAUUUUCUUGGGUGAUUAUUGCGAUAGAGGUCCUGACACCCGCAAAGUCAUAGAUUUCUUGAUAUCUUUGCCCUCGAAAUACCCGAAACAGUCCCACGUUUUUCUGUGUGGGAACCAUGAUCUUGCCUUUGGGGCGUUCUUGGGGGUCCUUCCCAGGCCCCCGGAUGGCUCCCCCUUCUCGGAGACUUGGAAGGAGUAUGAGAUGAAUGAGGAGAGAGAGGGGUGGUAUAAAGGUGAGGGCUUUGAGAAUAUGCAUGUGCAGGGAAGGAGAUGGGCUGGCAAAAUUACUGUCAGAUUUAAUGCGCUGAAGGGCACUGAGUACAAGGGAUCGAUUUAUGAUGCUUGCCCCACGUUUGAAUCUUAUGGAGUUCCACAUGGAUCUGCUGAUUUGAUGAAGGCUGUUCCUGAUGAACAUAAAAAGUUCCUUGCUGAUUUGGUUUGGGUCCAUGACGAGGAUAACAUCAGCAUAGAGACUGAGGAAGGGAUUAAAAACUGUAAAUUGAUUGCUGUACAUGCUGGUUUGGAGAAAGAUAAAGAGAUUCAAAAACAGAUGGAAUCUCUGAAAGCCAAGGACACGAGGAUUUCUAAAGUGGAAGCUCUCAGUGGGAGGAAAAAUGUCUGGGAAAUUCCUCAGGAACUUACUAAAUCCCCAACGAUUGUGUUGAGUGGUCAUCAUGGAAAGCUCCACGUCGAAGGGCUUCGGUUGAUAAUAGAUCAAGGUGGUGGACUGGAGAAUAAUCCUGUGGCUGCAAUGGUGCUUCCGUCUAGGAUGGUUGUCCGUGAUACCGACGAUUUGAUAAAGUAAUUAUAACUCACAGGUUCAGGGCAUCACCUUCGUGCUUGUAGAUUGAGCACAUUCCAGCUCAACUAAUGGAGAUACUGAGCCUGCAAGGCUGGAACUGUACCAUGUCUUUACGGCGUCAUGUAAUUGUAAGUUGUUAGUAACGGUCCAAUGUUAGAAGCCAUCACCUCUAAAGGGCUGGCAUCAUCAUGCACUUGCCCAACUAGUCAUUAGAAAUUGUCCAAUUAUAGAAGUCUGAUUAUGCUCCCUCCGCCCCAUUGACAGUUCGGGAUAUCUCAGAAUAUUUAUUGUCUUAUCAAAGUCAAAGUAAUUUUUUAUCUCU
Molecule: messenger RNA, 1419 nt
Organism: Coffea eugenioides
Lineage: Eukaryota; Viridiplantae; Streptophyta; Magnoliopsida; Gentianales; Rubiaceae
Exons: 4
Coding region: 135-1100 (321 amino acids)
Molecular function (GO): hydrolase activity
Source: RefSeq, a predicted model, not a curated record